UUUUUUUUCCCGUCGCAGCUGCGUCAGAUCGCAAUGAUGGCAAAAAACAAAAUGCCAGCGCAACGUCUCUAUCUCCGGCCCGGUACGUGGUGAUCAUGAAGUUAGGCCAGGAGGGAUGGGGAGGGGAGAGAGGUGCGGCUUUUGGUUUUAAGAAGCAUGAUGUGCCAUAAUGUCACGCUUCUCGCACCUUGUGUUUAUCCCUAUACCAUUUGUCCACUUCGUUCCUCUUUAACUCCUUAAGUUGGCAUUGUUCCAAUUCUCGCAGAGCUGCUCAGUGGGAAGGACGUUACCGCUCCUAUCAUACACAGACAAAAGCCAGAAGCAAAAUGUCACAACACUUGAACAGUAGAGGCCAGACCUCACUGGCUGGUGUUCUUCGACUUAAAGGGACUAUUCAUACCAAAGAAGCAGUGUAUUGCUCUGGAAAACCCUCACCACAGUUCGCUAUCGCCGCUAGUGAGACCUCGAGGUCAUCCACGCCAGUAACAGAUGCCUCAACUUACAAGACAUCGUCUUCGGUCAGCUCGUGGGGCACGGGUUCUGCGUCUCAAGAGAGGGAUGUUGAAGACUGCAGCUAUCCGGAGAGCUGCAAGAAGGAGUUUCGUGACAACAAGUGGGAUGAAGAGAGUGCACCGGUCCGGUCUCGUAGACAGUCGUCGGAGCGCCCGACAUACCCAGUUGCCCUGAGACCGUUGCAUUCGGGGCGUGAUCGGAAGUCGGAAAGCGACUCAGGUCAGGCGAUGGGAGGCUGGGCCAGCUUGCCCCCAUCGUCUCGCGGGGCUAGGGCGGCACUAGGCUCCGAAGCGAGCGAGGACGAAUCCUGUAUGGCUGACGAGGAGGACCAGUAUACCGACGAGUGGAGUGGGGAGGAUGAUAGCUUCGACGCUGCCAUCAUUGCCGCCGUGGAUGGAGACCUAGCACUGGCCGCCUAUCUCAUCCCUCUCCUGCACCAUUCCUUCAGCUCCGCGGUACGGUCCAAGGUUGAAAUGUGGCAGUGUGGAACUUCACCCGAGUCUGGACCUCAGCAUUCGGAUGGUCUGCGACCGGGAUCCUCGGCGAGUGCGAAUCUGUCGCCUACAACUCCACGCAAACGCCGGCGACGAGCGAGCUCUGGCGGCGGUGGUGCUGGCGACGGCGACGGCGAUGAUGACGACGACGAGAGAGAGUUUGGAAACACCAACGGCAACCCAGAGAGUCCCAGCUCGCCCCUCCUGGCGUGUCCUUUCCACAAAUUGAACCCAAUCAAGUAUGGGAUUCAGCACAAUGCCACGACGGCCACUACGAAAAAUGACUACUACAGACCCUGUGCAGGGCCAGGCUUCAAGACCAUCCAGAGGUUAAAGGAACACCUAAAACGCAAACAUACUGUCGUUCAGUGCCAGAGAUGCUACAAGAUCUUUCGAGGCCAAAGCAGGGAGGCGUCAGUCAAGCUAGAAGAGCACUCGAGGACAGACGAGCCAUGUCAAAAAGGUGAUCCCAACCUACGAGAGGGCAUAAGCACAACACAAUGGGCGUCUCUAGACAGGCAAAACCGGAAGAAGCCACAGGAGGCCCACAAACUUGAGAAGUGGUUCGAGAUCUGGACGAUACUGUUCCCAGGCAAAGAGAAGCCCACGACACCAUGGUAUGACGGACUUCCAAUUGACUCAGGUGGUCCUCCGACCAGAGAGAGCGAAGAGUUCGCCUCCAUUUUUGUAAACAUACUCAGCCACAAGGUCCGUCAGGGUGACAUUGCACUGCAGGCGGAUCAGAACACAAUGGAGCGCCUCAGAAACGUGGUGCAGCAGACAUUUCGAACCUGGGCCAGCCUUCGCGACGGCCCUCAGAGCGACGCAUCAUCGAGCCUGACGGGCAGCGGACACCAUUCAUCUUCGCGCGUCGGUGGCUCCUCGACACACUUCUCAGCCCCUUCAGGGAGUGCUUCUCGCCAGCCUACAGCCUCCUCAUUCACGACCAUUUCCGCAUCUGGUCAUGUUAACCCUAUGUCGCAGCCAUCUCCUCGCCAUCAGCAACAACAGUUUCCCAUGCAUCAGCUCAACAUGCAGCCGGCAAACGGCGGGCAGCAGUUUAUUGCAAUGCCCAUCGGUCGACAGGCUAGCUUUUCACCUGCAAUGCCGGCUCACGGCUACGGAAUGCACGUGCCAGAGGACAUGAACUGCCUGCACCUCUACCCGGUGCAGGCUCAGAUGACGCCUGCGCUCUGGACUACUGCGCCAAACAUGCAGUAUCACUUUGCGGGGGCGGUCCCUGCACAUGCUUUCAACGGUGGUGCGACGCAGCAGAUCAAUGGAACCGAGUUUUUCUCUGGGGAUGGCGCAGAGAACUUUGUGCCCGGGAUCGAUGGGGAGUUUGGAAUGCAAUGAGCAGAAAGACGAGUUGUUAUGUUGGUUAUUUCGGGUAGAUCAAGGCGCGACAUGUUUUCUUUGUUCCUGGUCUCGAGUCUUUGCACUGUCAUCUGCUUUGGUAUGGCCUAUAUCCAGCAUCCCAAAUAACCUUGAUUAAGUUGAUGCCUCUGAAUCACAGUCUCCAGGAAGCUGCGUGUCGGUUACUUUGUUUGCAUGGAAAAUAAUACUCGCGAAUACGACAACUGUUUCUGGAUGUGAUCAACUUACUCAGAGAGUAUAAAUACCCACAUGAUGAAAAUCGCUUGCGGCUGCAUCAUGGGGAAGUAUGCACGAGCAAUAGUAAGGAUAAAUGUGCUUUGAAGUGGCCACUGUCGAAAAGGAAAGCCAAAAACAGGCAAGCACAAUGUCUGGCCAACAGUUCAUCGUCGAGCACCUUCGACGGCACAAGGACAUCCCCCUGGUCCGCAAGGCCCGAGGCUUCCACCACCUCCUCAUAACCUCGGAAUGGAAAGUCAUCAACGACAGCAUGACGACACACCCACUCGCCUCGCAACAUCAAACCUGGCGCACCAACAUCCUCACCCACUCCGACCUCGGCACCGCCCUCGACGGCGUGACGUUUACCCACCCCGAAACACGCGCCAAGGUUACCGACAUGCAACGACUGCUAUCUUAUAUGGACGCGCACGUGCGGCUGCUCGGCGCCGCCAUCGCCGACAUGGCACCACCGCCGCUACCACCACCACCUCCUCCUACUCCCCCGAGCACAGCGACGCGCACCGCCCCGGCCGACUGGACGGCGACCGCGGUGCAGGCGACGGUCUACGGCGUGCUGUUCGAGGCGCUGCGGCUGCACAGGGGCGACGGGCCCGGCGGGUCGUGCUUCCAGCUCGCAAACUGCGUCUUUGACAUGUGUUGCGCCAUGCGCAGGGUCGCGAGCCCGGGCUUCGAGACGGGGGUGCCGUUUGCGUUGAACGUCACGCGGAUGGCGCCGCUGGUGGUGAGGUUGGUGGGGUUGUGUUUGGAUAUGCUGCGGGUCAGGUCGCAGGGUGGUGGGGGUUUUCCGGGUAGGUUGUUUGUGGAUUUUGCGGACCAGGUGUUUGGGCGCGAGGAGGCCGUCGUCGAGUAUGAAGAUGAGCCUGGUCGGGCGCAGAGGGAGGAGGCGGCGAGGUCGGGGUACUGAUAGGCAGCAAACCCAAGAAAAAAAAACACGGGAUACGCAAAUGAGCAGUCGGGGGUUUUUACAACGGGCCGCGUCCUGUAUUUGGAGGUAGAUCUUCACAAAGUGCCUAUACCGACCCAAGAUCACACAAGGUAUAUAUAUCCUCAAAAGCGAGAGACGAUGUUCAUGGACCAGCUAAAGCACACCGAAAA
Molecule: messenger RNA, 3719 nt
Organism: Pyricularia grisea
Lineage: Eukaryota; Fungi; Ascomycota; Sordariomycetes; Magnaporthales; Pyriculariaceae
Exons: 5
Coding region: 327-2363 (678 amino acids)
Source: RefSeq, a predicted model, not a curated record